UUAAAUAUUGCCAUUCAUUUUAAUAUGAUUUGAAAUAAAUAUUCACUUACAUAUUACAUUAGAUCAAGUUGGAUCAAUUAAUAUCAAAAUGGCAUACUCGAUUUUACUGUAAAACUUCAUCAAAUCAUCGGCGCAAAUUACUUAGUUAUUUAAAUAAACCACUUUAUGAAAAUUCUAUAAAAAGUAUACAAUCACAUGAAGAAGAACAAAAUAACUUAAAGGAAAUGGGAAAUCUUACUGACAAUAAUAAUGAAUUGUGGGAUGAUUGGAGCAGUUGGAGUACAUGCAGUGUAACAUGCGGAAGUGGUCGUCGAGUUCGUUGGCGUCAUUGUUCAGCAGAACAUUGCUUAAAAGGGUUGAAGAGAGCACAAAUAAAACCAUGUCAAUUAAAAAAAUGUGAUACUAGAAAUGUUCUUCACUGGCUUGGUAUUAAAACGAAAUAAUAAAAUUAAAAAGAGAACAUCUAUUGUCAUAUUUUAGAUUUAUAGGAAAGGACGAACAUAAAAUUUGGACUUCAACUUUAG
Molecule: messenger RNA, 524 nt
Organism: Frieseomelitta varia
Lineage: Eukaryota; Metazoa; Arthropoda; Insecta; Hymenoptera; Apidae
Product: thrombospondin-2-like
Exons: 2
Coding region: 225-443 (72 amino acids)
Source: RefSeq, a predicted model, not a curated record